GCAGAAAUCAUAGGUCUACUGAAUAAGUUUUUUGUAUUUUUCAAGUAUCUCGAGCUAAAGUUAAGCGUAUUAUGGCUAUCCCAGAUUAUAAAUUAAGUGCCGUUCUAUGCGGACACUCCAUGGAUGUGCGUUGUGUAGCUAAAACAAAAGAGUAUUGUAUAUUAUCAGCAUCUCGUGAUAGAACCGCAAAGCUAUGGCAUCCGGAAGGGGUGAAAGAUUUCGUAAACGUAGUAACUUACAAGGGACAUACCAAUUUCGUGUCGUGCGUUUGUUGGCUACCGCCGUGUGAAGCGUUUCCCGAGGGCCUGGUGAUAACUGGAAGUAAUGACAAUACAAUUCUCGGUUAUAAUCUACAAGACGCAGCCGUGCAAAUUAAUUUAAAGGGCCACGAAAAUGCAGUAUGUAGUGUUAUACCAGGAAGAGAUUCUGGUAUACUUUUGAGUUCCAGUUGGGAUAGUACCGGCAGGGUAUGGAAUAUAAACUCGCCACAGAUGGCUCCCAUCAUAUUGAAAGGACAUCAAGCCGCUGUGUGGGCAUUUGUAGAACUUGCCAAUUGUACUUAUGCUACGGCAUCUGCAGAUAAAACUAUCAAAUUGUGGAGAAAGGAUGGUGGAGUGAUAGCUACACUUACUGGACACACAGACUGUGUGAGAGGUCUAGCUGUAGCAAGUAAUGAAACAUUUAUCAGUUGUGCAAAUGAUGCUUCCAUUAAACUAUGGACUAAUAAGGGUGAAUGUCUUAACACAUAUUAUGGACAUACUAAUUAUAUUUACAGUAUAAGCAUAAACCCUGCUGUUGAACACGGUUUCGCCAGCUGCGGUGAAGAUGGUAGCGUUCGUCUCUGGGCGGCAGGGGACUGUGUCAGGGAACUGAGAUUGCCCGUGCAGUCUGUGUGGAGCGUCACUUGUCUUGAUAAUGGGGAUAUUGUUACAGGUUCAAGUGAUGGCUUAGUGCGUGUUUUUACAAAAGACCCAGCGCGUUAUGCAGAUGAAGUAACUUUGAAACAGUUUGAACAAGAUGUGGAAAAAAUGACUAUGGCAUCUCAACAGGAAUUUGGUGGAUUUAAACUUUCUGAGCUACCCGGUCCAGAAGUACUCCUAGAGCCGGGUAAAUCAGACGGACAGACGAAACUCGUCCGUCGUGGUACAAACGUUAAAUGUUAUUCGUGGAGCGCUAGCGCGAACACGUGGAACGAGAUCGGUGACGUCAUGGGUGCUAAACCGGCGAGUGAAGGGAAGACUAUGUACCAAGGACAGGAAUACGACUUCGUGUUUAGCGUGGAUAUAAAAGAUGGCGCCCCGCCACUGAAAUUGCCAUUCAAUAAGACUGAAGAUCCGUGGGUGGCGGCGCAAGCGUUUAUACACAAAAAUGAUCUGCCACAAGUGUACUUAGAACAAGUAGCUAACUUUAUAAUUACAAAUGCGAAGCUAGAUUCGUUGCCUACUCCAAGUAAUGGUUUCGCGGACCCGUUCACGGGCGAGUCCCGCUACGUGCCGGGCUCGGGCGCGCCGGCCCCCGUACUGCACGGAGCGGACCCGUUCACCGGCGCGUCCGCGUACAGCACGGCAAGCGUGCCGCCGGCGGACAGGCUGGUGCCGCACGACUCGUACAUACGGUUCGAUCAAGCAAAUUUAAAAGCGAUACACGAAAAGUUAAAGGAAUUCAACAGCAAAGUGGGCGAUGGACUGAGCGCGUUUACAGAUGCGCAACUAGAAGAUAUUGUUAAAUUAGGUGAAUUGAAUACAACAUUUAAUCCCGAGACUGUUACUGCCUUGAAAAAAAUGCUCGAGUGGCCAAAAGAAAUAUUAUUCCCCGUCUUGGACGUAACGAGGCUAGCAGUAAGGAACAAAGAUAUCAAUGGGCUAAUAUUCGACACUUCGUAUGGCCCGACUUUUGUUCAAUACUUACUCACUUUAUUAUCUCCAGAUAACAUACCAGCGAACCAAAUGCUCUCCAUGCGUGUGCUAGUCAACGCAUUCAGUGACUUACCCGGCGAGAUGCUCGUACUAGCCGCGUGCGAGAGCGUAGUGCACGCUAUCAUCUGUCUCCCUCAGAUGAAUAAUAACGCGCAGAUAGCCGCAUCAUCUCUAGUACUAAACCUAUCGGUCGCGUUGGCCCAACAGGCUGAUACAGUGGAGCUAGCGGAUUGCAUCAUACACUUGUUGAAUAGGAUCACCGAUAAAGAGGCUUUCUUUAGAGGGUUAGUAGCGCUCGGCACAUUGUUAGCUGAAUCUCCAAACAAAGUGAUGAUUCAAACGAAAAUCGUCUCAAACCCGCAACUCCACAACAGACUGAAGGCAGAGAGUUCCACUGUCGAUCCUAAUUUUAAGAAAAUCAACACUUGCGCACUACAAAUACUAAGAUUGUUAUGAAAAAACGUUUAGUACUAUCUCCUGAUUGUCCUGAUGCAUGCCGUUAGAUGAUUAUUGACAGACUAAGUGCCCACGCUCUUCAGAUGUUACAAAUAUCAUGAAUACAUUCAAAACAAUAUUAAUCCAGUCUCGUUUUAAUUUAAAUGCAGUGAAGAUAAAGAAAUCUAAUUUAAUUGAUGAACGAUAAACAACUAGACUCGAUCGCGCU
Molecule: messenger RNA, 2580 nt
Organism: Colias croceus (clouded yellow)
Lineage: Eukaryota; Metazoa; Arthropoda; Insecta; Lepidoptera; Pieridae
Gene: Plap
Product: phospholipase A-2-activating protein
Exons: 16
Coding region: 72-2372 (766 amino acids)
Biological process (GO): proteasome-mediated ubiquitin-dependent protein catabolic process; ubiquitin recycling
Cellular component (GO): nucleus; cytoplasm
Molecular function (GO): ubiquitin binding
Source: RefSeq, a predicted model, not a curated record